AUGAUGGCGGCCGGCGGCGGCCCGGUGCGGCUGCGGCUGGUGUUCGAUCACCCUCCGCCGGCCAGCCCGGGCUGCGCGCUGUGCUGGCUGCUGCUGGAGCCGGGCCAGGCGCGGCUCGUCACCGACCUGCUCAGCCUCAUCCGCCAUCGCUUCGGCUUCAGCCGCCGCGCCCGCCUCAGCCUCUUCCUCCAGGGGGCGCUGCUGCCGCCCGCCGAGAGCGCGCGCCUCGUGCGGGACAACGACUCGCUGAGAGUAAAAUUGGAAGACAUAGUUGCAGAUGAUUAUGAAGAAAUAGAUGAUGACUUUGUUUACACAACAAAAGAAGACAAAAAAAGGCACAGACACAAGCAGGAUGAAGAAGAAUUCUCUAGGAAUGAAGGCAAGCAUAAAAGGAAAAAGAAAAAGGAGAAGCAUAAGCUUGAGUAUUCUCCUUGUAGGGAAGAGACCUCUGUAGAUACUUGGGACUCUCAGAAAAGGUACACGAAAAGGAAGAGAAAGGAAGAAGUCAGGGGAAGAAAUAGACACACAGAAGGUAAGGAAGAGAGCUCUACUUCCCAUUCUAAAAAGAUGAAAAAAACAGAGAGGGAGAAGCAGCUGGCAACAAAAAAGAAGGAUGAAAAGCAGACAGAGGUUGCUGCAGUAAAGAUGGCUUUAGAACAGGCAAAUGAGAACUUUUCUCUAAAUUCUGGUAAAAAUAGCACCAAAAAGAUCACAACAGAGUCCAGGAAAAAGAGGGUGGGAGCUUCAGAUUCCUCCAGCACAUCGUCUGACAGUGACAGCAGUGAGUUAAGUGUAAAGGACAAUAAAUCUUCCCAUAAACCUGUAGUGGUGACAUUUCCCAAAGACAAAUACCAAGCUGCUUCAGAUUCUGAUGUGAAAACUAAUAAAGUGACUGUAAAGUCUAACACUGAAAAGACUAAGACUGCAAUCAGUAAAAAUGCUAAAAAGCCCCAGUCUUCUAGUUCAGAUUCUGACUCAAGUACAGAGGACGAGAAGGUGACACCAGCACAAGACAGCACCGCGAAGGAAAAACCGGUGCCAAACCAUGUGGUGGCUGUAAAAGCCAGCACCAAGGCUCCCAAAGCACAGAGCUCCUCCUCAGACUCUGAUAGUUCAGAUUCAGACACACUUGUCAUUAAAAAGUCUGCAGCAGGUGCUGGACUGGGUAAUUCCAUGGUAAGGAACUGCAUUAAACAGUUGCCAGCCAGUGCCCAAGGAACAUUUGCCAGCCCUGGCCGUGGAAGGGGGCAUGGAACGGGAGAGGAGAACUUCUGGAGAGCACCUAGGGGCCGUGGGUUUCGUGGGAUGAUGAGGGGCCACGGGAGAGGAGCAAACCCUGGCUUCUUCUAUAACUACAGCAGUGAAGGCCAGAAACAGAGGCAGUUAAAUGAAGCUGCGACAAACACUUCUGUCCUUAUCCAGAAUCCCAUGGAGAGCCCCAAAAGAGACUACAGUGUGUUACCCCUUCUAGCUGCUCCACCCCAAGUGGGAGAAAGAAUUGCCUUCAAGCGCCUGGAACUAACGGAUAAUUACAGUCCUGAAGUGUCAGACUAUAAGGAGGCAAAAAUAAUCGGUUGGAAUGCUGAAAAAAAGCAGAUUGAACUUGAGAUCCUUUCAACAUCAGCAGCACAAUUUGCUAAGGAGCCAGGGAAGUUCGACCUGGUGUACCAGUCUGCAGACGGAGAGGAGCUGAUCGAGUACGCGGUGCCUCAGGACACCAGGAUCACUGAAAGCUGGGAUGCGCUGAUAGAGCCGAGACUGAUCGUGGAGCCUCCAGUUAACGGAUCCAGCGUUGAAAAUGGAACACCUAGGAUGUGAAAAACUGUGAACAAUUGCACAGGUUUGUUCUGGGAAAUGCUGCCUUCUGUUCUGAGGGUGGCAGCUGCACUGGUGAAUAUUACUGUUUUAAAAAGAAGUAGGCCAAAAGAAAAACACUUUUUUCUCCUUAGGCUAUGUUUUUAUGUAAUACAUGAAAACUUUGUUUAUUAUAGGAAGUCUAAUAUAGAUCUGUUGGAUUUGAAUAUUUAUAUCCUGCUGUAGCACGCUGCAGAUCUGGAAUGGUUUGAUUAAAAAACAAAACACAA
Molecule: messenger RNA, 2084 nt
Organism: Prinia subflava (tawny-flanked prinia)
Lineage: Eukaryota; Metazoa; Chordata; Aves; Passeriformes; Cisticolidae
Gene: COIL
Product: coilin
Exons: 7
Coding region: 1-1818 (605 amino acids)
Biological process (GO): spliceosomal snRNP assembly
Cellular component (GO): Cajal body
Molecular function (GO): U2 snRNA binding; U1 snRNA binding
Source: RefSeq, a predicted model, not a curated record